AUGAAUGUACUAGUGCUGGAACCCAGCUCUACAGCCUGUCCCUUCGGAAGGCAAAUGGAAAAGCACAGUGUGGGGAAGGAGUAUGGGUUGGAGGACAUGACCAGAUUGCCAGCCCGGCUCUUCCUUACAAUCUACCUUUUUGGUGUUUUGUUUUGUUUUUCCUCUCUCCUUCCACUCAGCAACGUGAGUAUGGAUUCGGCAUAUCCCCGGAGCCUGCCCUGCUCCGAACCAUCCGAUUCUAGGGAGCCUGCACCACCCUCACCAGUGCCUGAGAGUUAUGAGCCUGAAGAAAACUAUGCAUCCUUGCAAAUAUCAUCUGCUGAAACAUUCCACACGGAGACUGUCUCUCCUCUUCCUUCCUCCAUGGACCUGCUUAUUCAGAACAGCCCUGAUUCUUCCACCAGUCCCAGCGCAACACUCCCCGCCUCUGCAGAGAACGGGGCCCGGAAGGAGGAGCAACCCCAGGCCAAGAAACAGAAGAUCCGAACUGUCUUCUCACAGACCCAGCUCUGUGUGCUCAAUGAGAGAUUCCAAAGGCAGAAGUACCUCAGCCUCCAGCAGAUGCAAGAACUUUCCAGCAUCCUGAACCUCAGCUACAAACAGAUUAAGACGUGGUUCCAGAACCAGAGGAUGAAAUGUAAGAGGUGGCAGAAAUACAACUGGCCAAAGUAUAGCCACCGUAUGUCCCAGAUGAACUCGGCAACUACAGAGUACCUGGGCCUCUCCUCCUGCCACCAGGGAUGCUUGCUGAACACGAACGCUUCUGGGAACCUUUCCAUAUGGAGCAACCAUUCCUGGACCAGCCCGUCUUGGAACUACCCUGCCUGGAAUAGCCAGACCUGGUGUCCCCAAUCCUGGAACAACCAGGCGUGGAACAACCAGGCCUGGAACAACCAGUUCUGUGGUUAUGGAGAGGAAUCCCUGCAGCCCCAGAUCCAAUUCCAGCAAAAUCCUGUCAGUGAUUUGGAGGCCUCCUUGGAAAUGGCUGGGGAAGCCUAUGAUGCAAUCCUGCAAGCCCCUAUAUAUUAUGGUGCCCAGCAGUCUGCGGAUUUAUUCUCAGAUUUUUCUGUGAACAUAGUGUGA
Messenger RNA from Pipistrellus kuhlii (Kuhl's pipistrelle), 1083 nucleotides. It is a transcript of the gene NANOG, whose product is annotated as Nanog homeobox. The coding region runs from base 1 to 1083 and encodes 360 amino acids. The record is from RefSeq and is a predicted model, not a curated record. Lineage: Eukaryota; Metazoa; Chordata; Mammalia; Chiroptera; Vespertilionidae. Gene Ontology annotation, biological process: regulation of transcription by RNA polymerase II. Gene Ontology annotation, molecular function: DNA-binding transcription factor activity, RNA polymerase II-specific; RNA polymerase II cis-regulatory region sequence-specific DNA binding. The transcript is spliced from 6 exons.